Molecule: messenger RNA, 5593 nt
Organism: Agrilus planipennis (emerald ash borer)
Lineage: Eukaryota; Metazoa; Arthropoda; Insecta; Coleoptera; Buprestidae
Gene: scaf6
Product: calcium homeostasis endoplasmic reticulum protein
Exons: 10
Coding region: 157-2523 (788 amino acids)
Biological process (GO): RNA processing; intracellular calcium ion homeostasis
Cellular component (GO): perinuclear region of cytoplasm
Molecular function (GO): RNA binding
Source: RefSeq, a predicted model, not a curated record
AUCUGUGGUUCAGCCGAAGCCGAAUUACAAAAAUUUUGCUCGUGAAAGAUGGUGGGCUUGCUGAAGUAUGUAAGUGUAUAUAUGGAAUGUUAUUUUACAAAUUAGAAUACUGAAGACGUUUUAAAUGUGUUCAUCUUUUCAUUAAAUACAUAAAUAAUGGAUUUACCUCAACCGCCACAAGAUACCGAACUUAGGAACAUAAUAGACAAAUUAGCCCAAUUUGUAGCUCGAAAUGGCCCAGAAUUCGAGCAAAUGACAAAAAAUAAACAGAAAGGCAAUCCAAAGUUUCAAUUUUUAUACGGAGGAGAGUAUUUUAAUUACUAUCAAUACAAAGUUACAACAGAACAAGCUAUUUUGAAACAACAAGGUAUAGGACUUGCACCUCAAAGUGAUUGGAAUCAACCUCAAAGUGUAAUUACUCAGGACAGUCCAGAAUUAGAACAUUUAACACAACAGCAAGAUGCAUUAAGGGAGCAAAUUAAGCAAAGUGAACAGAAUCUUAAUGCACAACAUACGGUGCUUCUACAACAACAACAAGCUCAAGUAGAAGAAACAAUUACAAAGUGUCAGUUGACAAGUCUUCAAGAAGAAGCUGAACAGUGUAAUUUGCAAUUAAAUGAGUUGUAUAAGUUAUUACAACCAAUCAUUGAUUCUUGUACAAAAGACAGCAUAAGUAAUGGAAAAUCAUGGAUAUUACAACAUGCUACUAGUAAAGAAAGGGCAAUUUGUAUAUCCCAUUGUCUUCUGUACAAAGUUGUACAAGGAAAUGCUCCAUUUUCCCAAAAGUUACAUAUUAUUUAUCUCGUUAAUGAUGUAUUACAUCAUUGUGCUCGUAAAAAUGCAAUCGAUCUGAAAGAGGCUUUAGAAAAAGUCGUUGUACCGAUGAUGUGUAAUGCAAGUAUUGGUGCAACUGAGGACCAGGCCGUAAAAUUAGAAAAACUAUUAAAAUUGUGGGAAUCGAAAUCGAACUAUUUAUCAUCACAAACGGUGGACAAGAUGAGACAGCCGGCCCCUAGCUAUCAACAGUUUAAAACUGACGAAAUUGCGCGUUUUGCAAACGAAGUAGCUCCCCUCGCUCAGCAAACAAAAGUGACCUUCGAAGGGUAUCAACAGCAACACCAGGCAUUUGUAUGCCAUGCUAUGCAACAAAUUAUGGACUUGCAGAAUCAGAAGCAGGCCAUUGAACAGCAGCAGCAAUCGGUAAUUCAACAACAGUCACAGGGGCCACAACAACCCAUUCAGUCUCAACCUCCACCCCAACACAGCAACCUCAUACCACUGGAUGCUUUAAGAGCGGAAAUUCAGCAAAAUAUGUCUCAACAACAAUUACCUCCCUUAAAUGAUAGAAUGAACAAUGGUUGUCUUGAACCGAAUGACAUAACAUUGGCUCCACCCCCACCAACGAUAAAUCAAUCAAAUUCCGCGAUACAACCAAUAGCACAAAGUAACGGUUACGUGCCGCCGAUGAAUCCGAAUGUGCCACCACCGUGUAUGAGUCAACCGGCCGUUGAAUCUUUACCACCUUUUACUCAACCUCCUCCCGGUUUUUUUCCGCCACCCGGCAUGUUUCCAGAUUUUUCGAAACCACCGCCCGGUUUUCCACCAACUGCGCAGCAACCUCCUAAACCUGAGCCUGAGGAACUGCUACCCACUGUUCCGUAUUAUGAUCUACCAGCAGGACUUAUGGUUCCUCUGAUUAAGUUGGAAGACACCUCUUUUAAACCGUUAGAUCCUAAAGAUAUUAGGUUGCCACCACCUCAACCGCCCAGCGAGAGGCUUCUCGCUUCCGUCGAAGCGUUCUAUGCACCGCCAAGCCACGAAAGACCGAGAGACAGCGAAGGCUGGGAAAAGUUAGGUUUGUACGAAUACUACAAGGCAAAGAACAAUGCUAAGCGCGAGAAGGACGAGGCCAUCAAGGCAGGUCUCAGGGAGAAAUCUCGCAGCCCCAGCCCGGUAGUCAUCCCGAUUGAAAAGGAACCGUCACCACCUCGAAGACGUUACAGCAGCCUAUCUCCAACCACAACGUCGAGUACUAACAGAAAAAAAUCACGGUCGAGGUCGCGAUCACCGAGGAGGCAUCGCAGAAGGAGCAGAAGCCGGAGCCGAAGUCGAAACAGAAGGAGGAACAGUCGACGGAGUCCUAGUUCCUCCAGGUCACGGUCGCGCUCGCGGUCACCACCAUCUUCAAUGCAUUCAUUUAGAAGAUCCCCGUCUCCACCCAGUUCCUUUGGUUUCGGAAAUAAUUUUUCGAGAUCAGAUGUUCUGCAAGAGCAACUGGACUCGAAUAAUAAAGGUCAUCAGAUGCUGCGGAAGAUGGGUUGGGGUGGUAGCGGUCUCGGAGCUCACGAGCAGGGGAUUGAUUCACCGAUAUCUGGGGGCGAUGUGCGUGAUCGUCAGGAUCAAUUUAAAGGAGUUGGUUGCGACCUUAAUGAUCCUUAUGAAAAUUUUCGAAAGAAUAAGGGUGCCGCAUUCAUCACGAGGAUGAAAGCAAGAGCGGAAGAAAGGGCGAAUGAAAGUAAGUAAUUCUUUUUAGCUGUAGUAUUUUAUAGAUGUAGUAUAACAAAAAUUGAGGUUUUUGAAAUUUCCAGUUUUUCUUCUAGUAAAAUCAACAAUAAAUAAAAAAAAAAAUUAAUUAGUUAAUUCAAAAGCAGAGAUAGAUCCCUUUUUCUAUUCAUAAAACGACUAUUUACAUUUCAUCAAUCAAUAAAAAACAAAGAUGACAGUACAUGACAGUACAUUUUCAAAUGAUUUCUUCUAUUAUAUUACAGCACAUAUAAAAGCGUUGUUUAAAUAGAUAAAAUCAAUGUAAGAUUUAACAAAAAAAGUGAAACUCUGUAUGCAUAUGCAGUAAUUAAAGGAUAUCCUAACUAUUUACUUGGGUUAACACAGGAAGUAACGAAUGUCUACCCACGAGAAAUUGUUAUUUAUAAACCUUUGCUUAAAACACCUGUUCAUAUGCGCUAUCAAUAAAAUGCUAAUUAUAAAAGCACGUUUUUAAUGAAAAGAAAUUAUACACGUUUGCUUUUGCAUUUUUGUUAAAGUAUAAUGUAUUAUUUAUUACUGUUAUUUACUAAGGGGUCGUUCAUAAAAUACAUUCGCAAAAAGGGGGGAGGGAGGGGUAUUGCUCAGCAUGGAGAGACAUGGCAAGCGGAACGGGUUCUAAGGAAAUGUGACGUUCGCAAUUCAUAAUUUUUUUUCUUAACUUUUUCAUUACGACAGAAAGUCAUUCUCAUUGCCAUUUUUAAUCUCACAAAAAAAAUCUUUUUUAUAAGGGGGUGGGGGAGUGGACUAACUUUUGUGACGUAAUGUUCGUUGAGGGGUCACUGAAAGUGUGACUUGGAGCGGAAUGAAAGGGGCGGGAGGGGUUCAAUAAAGUGAAAUUCUGAGUGACGUAUUUUAUGGACGACCCCUAACUACCUAUACUACUACAUAAAGACAAAUGACCUGUAUGCACUCGCUAAACGCGAAAACUGCUGUACCGAUUUGCAUGAAAUUUUUACAUUACAUUUUUAAUGAUACAAAGAAGGACGUAGAGUAUUAAAGAUGUCGAAAUUGUUAAUAACAACGUGAUAAUAAUAAUUGUUCAAUUUUAUGAUGGAGGGGGAACCUUCGUUUCUCCCGUCUUACAAACGGUGCUGAACUUUUAAGAGGGCCGAGCACAUCGUAUUAUUGACAUUUCCAAGAUUAGGGCGGGUUGGUAAUGCUAUAUACUUAAGCUUCUUCAAAAUAAAAAGGAAGUUUCAAAACAGUAGAUACUGUUAUUGUAUAAAUUUUUAAUCAAAAUAAAAUUUUAAUUUCUUUCUUGAUCACAUGGUGCAGUUAUUCAAAUUCGUAUUUCAUGAAGCAAUAUAGCGGGUGUUAUAAAUAUCAUAAAUGGAAACGAUGGGACAAGCUUUUUAAAAACAGAAUAUAUUCUGUUUUUCAAUAUGACUGUAUCAUUGUAUUGCUUAUUCACAGAAGAAAUGUUUUUGAACACUCUGUAAACGUUUGAUACUAAAAAUUUCUGUGGAACGUAAAACACGUGUUUCGGGACGGAUAACAACGUUAUGCACGUGUUUUUUCAUGUAAUAACGUGAUACUUGUUUGUUAAAUGCAAACUGUAGAAUAAAGUAACGUCUAUGUAUGGUGAAAUGUUAUAUCGUUGCUGUGUUAUCGAACCGCAUUGUUUGUACAAUCCAAAUGUUCACGUGAUCAUUGAACUUAAAAAAAAACCAUAACAGUCACAUAAUAAUGCACUUGCCCCUGAGUCCUUAUCGAAAGAAAAAACGCUGUUAUGUUCAGUUUUUUUCCAGAUAAGUGCGUCAAUACAUACAUUUAUUACUUUGUUUGUCGCAAAUUAGGGAGCUUCGGGACGAUGGGGAGAUGGACGGAUGAUUUGCUUAUAUGAGAGUUUUUCACCCGUGAAGGUCGGUUGAUGAUUACGGCGAGGUUUUUGUCUGAACUCGCGUUUUGCCGGACAUUUUACUUAUCUACAAUUAGCGAGAAAAGCACGCUAACUGACGGAUCACACACAAACGUUGACGUACCUCGUAAAAGCAUUUUUUAGCAGCCAUAGAUAAUAAAGUUAUAUGUGUUUUCGAAACUUAUUAAUUAAUUCAUUUAAACUCAAAAAAACGAUGUUGCUAGCGGUUAUAAGCGAUCACCGUGUAUAUUAUAUACAAGGUGGUUAGAUUCCGUUGUUCGAGACGUUUUAAUACAUUUCCCAAAAACCAUUUACUGUAGUCCAUUUUAUGUAACUUUGAGGAGUUUUAUUAUUAUUGUUCUUUUUAAUAUUGGUUAAAACGGUAAGUACGAAACUUGUAGUACUUUAUCUUUUAGCAGAUAUUUGUGGAUAUUACAUGGAAGUCCUUUGACGAACCUUUAAGUUUUCCAGUAUAUAAUAAACCAGUAUAGUUUUUAACAUGAACAGAAGAAUACACAAAUCCUUAAAAUUGAUACUACAAUCCUAUGGUGUAUUUUUACUGAAUAGGCCCUCCUUAUGCACAUUUUUAAAAUUAUUUAAUUUUUCUCUGCAAGAAUCCAGAGAAUCGUAAAUAUUAAACAUUCAUCAUAAUCGUCAAUCCGAAAACCGUUUGGACGCGCACCUCCAUUCGUUCUUAUCUUCAACCAAUAUUUGCUUUUCCCGAAGAAUAGAACAUCCAACAUCCCUAACUAUUUGUUAACAGUAAUCUCCUAGAUUUUCCUCUGCCCCUCUUUACGCCGGCUUCUAAGUUUCUAGGAUAAGAUUGCAGAUUUUGAAUAGUUUGAAGGGUCAGUCACCGCCUACCAUUAUACCUUUUCCUUUUGAAUCCCAUAGGGGUUUUUGUUCUACUGCUUUUUCUUUUCCACGUUUCGCACCCGUACAGAGCCAUGCUCCAAACAUAGACUUUUAACGGUCUUCAUUAAAUUUCUAAAUUUGUCGCUAACUAGAGCAAAGAUUAGAUUUUAAUAAACAAAUUUUUUCUUUUUCAGACAAGGUGAACGACUGAAUCAUGCGCGUAGUAGAAGACUGCUUCGAGCAAGAUUUUAAAGAUAAUUAAUUACUUAUUGUUUUGUACUGUUAUGUAUAUUAGCUGUACGUGUAAAAAGUAUAAAUAAAUUUUUUCCAUUAAAA